Lagenorhynchus albirostris (white-beaked dolphin) is the source of this 1205-nucleotide messenger RNA. RefSeq names its product phosphopantothenoylcysteine decarboxylase (gene PPCDC). NCBI's taxonomy places the organism in Eukaryota, Metazoa, Chordata, Mammalia, Artiodactyla, Delphinidae. The record is from RefSeq and is a predicted model, not a curated record. Bases 24 to 689 code for a protein of 221 amino acids. Gene Ontology annotation, cellular component: phosphopantothenoylcysteine decarboxylase complex. Gene Ontology annotation, molecular function: phosphopantothenoylcysteine decarboxylase activity; FMN binding. Gene Ontology annotation, biological process: coenzyme A biosynthetic process. The transcript is spliced from 5 exons.
AUCCUAAAUCCUGGCAGAGCUUUAUGGAGCCCAGUUCUGGCAGGCUCCCAGGACUCGAAGCCACCAGACCGCACAUGGAACCCAGGGCCACGUGUCCAGCUGCUGCACCCUUGGUGAAGAGACCGUUCCGUGUUCUUGUCGGUGUCACUGGGAGUGUUGCAGCCCUGAAGUUGCCUCUUCUGGUGUCAAGGCUUUUGGACAUUCCUGGCCUGGAAGUAGCAGUGGUCACAACUGAGAGAGCCAAACAUUUCUACAGUCCCCAGGAUGUUCCUGUCACCCUCUACAGCGACGCUGAUGAAUGGGAGAUGUGGAAGUGCCGAUCCGACCCAGUUCUCCACAUUGACCUGCGGAGGUGGGCAGACCUCAUGCUGGUAUCUCCUCUCGAUGCCAACACGCUGGGAAAGGUGGCCAGUGGCAUCUGUGACAACUUGCUUACCUGUGUCAUCCGGGCCUGGGACCGCAGCAAGCCCCUGCUCUUCUGCCCGGCGAUGAACACCGCCAUGUGGGAGCACCCCAUCACCGAGCAGCAGGUGGGCCAGCUCAAGGCCUUCGGCUAUGUCGAGAUCCCCUGUGUGGCCAAGAAGCUGGUCUGUGGAGACCAAGGUCUGGGGGCCAUGGCUGAGGUGGGCACCAUUGUGGACAAAGUGAAAGAAGUCCUCUCCCAGCACGGUGGCUUCCAGCAGAAUUGAACCCGGGGAUUUCUGUCACGCAUGUCCCUCUGAACUCAGGUGUUUUCAGGCCAAGUUGGUGAAGAAGGUGGACUAUGGCAAAAUAUGGUGAAGACUUCUGCAUUUGCUGAGUAGUGGUCUGGCCUGGGCCUGCUCGGGAGCCUCCCCAGGAGCGGGACCUGCCCCAGGUUAAACUAGACCAAAGGCCCAGGUCCCAACUUCUUUCAACCAAGAGACACCUGCUUUCUGGAGUUCCUCCCCACCUUUUCCUGGGAUGGGCACAGCAAGCCAGGGGAGCAAGCUGCUGUAUUGUUCCUGUGCUCUGGGAAGGGGACUUGGGAAUGACCGAGAAACCUUCAUCCAACGUUGUGCCCAGGAACUGCUUUUAGAAAGAGCCACAGCGGGAGAUCCCCAGACCUUUGGAGCUUCAGCUUCUUGGUGGGGUGCAAGGAAGACUGCGAGGUGGCAAGGCCCUGAGAUUUCCCACAGACCGUGCUGUGAGAUUGGGGGUACUGAGAAUAAAGAAAAGUGACUCUC